This is a messenger RNA of Microthlaspi erraticum, 642 nucleotides long. The record is from the annotation of a GenBank genome assembly. NCBI's taxonomy places the organism in Eukaryota, Viridiplantae, Streptophyta, Magnoliopsida, Brassicales, Brassicaceae.
AUGGCGUCAAGAGAAGUAUCAACGAUGAUCAAACAAGGGUCAAGAGAAGUAUCAACGAUGAUCAAACAAGGGUUUAUCUCUGAUCCUUCUCUCUCUUUCUCUCCUUCAAGAACUACGUCUCUCUCCAAACCCGCCAUAGCCUCUCCUCCUCCAUCGCCGAACGAUUCCACUCGGUCGCGUCACUCAAACCCGACCCUUCUCGACAUGAUCUCCGACGAGCACAACCGCGAGACCAGAAGGUACCAAGAUGAGCCUCGGAGGGAAUACCACGCGCGUGUGGCCAAGAUCUUGACGGAUUUCAAGAACGCCGUGGGACCUGGGGACGCGAAGCUGACUGUUGUUGGCAGAGAAGGGUAUAGAGACAGAGUGACCAUGGAUGUGCACAAGAAGGCAACUCUUCAAGUGAAACAGCUGAUAUUUAGGCUGUUACAACGAGAUCCGAAGAAGAGAUUAGGUUGUUUUGAAGGAGCAAACGAUGUCAACAACCAUUCUUUCUUCAAAGGCAUAAACUGGGCUCUCAUUCGAUGCACGACUCCUCCUGAGCUUGAAACUCCGAUAUUUCCGGCGCAGCUGAAAACGGAGAGAAAGACGUCGUGGAUCCUGAACUGGAAGAUCUCCAAACAAAUGUUUUUUGAGAUUUAA